Messenger RNA from Exserohilum turcica Et28A, 5064 nucleotides. RefSeq lists its product as uncharacterized. The record is from RefSeq and is a predicted model, not a curated record. Gene Ontology annotation, biological process: protein phosphorylation. Bases 1 to 5064 code for a protein of 1687 amino acids. NCBI's taxonomy places the organism in Eukaryota, Fungi, Ascomycota, Dothideomycetes, Pleosporales, Pleosporaceae. The transcript has a single exon. Gene Ontology annotation, molecular function: protein kinase activity; ATP binding.
AUGCAUCAGUACAUCCCCCCGCCGCCGCCCCAGCCCUCGAGCACGCCCGCUGGCCACAUCGCCCUCCCCCCGCCGCCCCCGCGACCAACGCCCUAUAGCAGCCUCGGCGGCAUCCCCAUUCCUCCUCCCCCGCAUGUCGCCAACAACUGGGGGCCCCCGAGGCCCCAGUACCAGCAGCAGGGCUACGACCCGGGCCAGUAUCGCAACUACCCCCACAACAUCCCCCCGCCGCCUGGCCCUCCGCCGCCCCAGCAGAUUCCUCUCGAGCGCGAGCCGCCUCUGACCUCGGCCACGUACAUCCCCGGCGGCGAGUCGUUUGGCCCAGGCGUCGGCAUCCCCCCGCUGCACACGUCCAGAGGCUACCCAGAGCCCUACUACCGAGACGACUCCCACUCGGCCAACACCGACGCCCCGCCCCAGCCCUUUGCCAGCACCCUACUCGAGAGCGUCCAGAGCGUGCAGUAUGGUGCCAACAAUGCCUUCAACGUGCCGCCCACGCCGAAUGCCCGGAACAACCUCAACAUCCCCACCGACCGCACCCAAGCCUAUGACUCGCCCGGCCCACCAACGGCAACCCUGCAGAACUCAAUGAUGCAGAGCCACGGCAGCGUCUUCCACCGCCCAGAAAGCAACGGCACCACACCCAUCUCCCCCCAUGAUCCCGCCAUGCAGUGGCCUGCCGAGCGCGUACAGCAAUGGCUGGCGAGCAACAACUUUUCACGAGACUGGCAGGAGACGUUUCGCACCCUGGGGCUCGAGGGCUCCAAAUUCCUCGACAUUGGGCGCGGCCACGGCAGCAAGGGAAACGUCGCCAUGAUGCACCAGGUCAUCUUCCCCCAGCUGGCCAAGCAAUGCACCGCAAGCGGCACCGGCUGGGAUCAAAACAGAGAGCGCGACGAGGGCCGCAAGCUCCGCAGGCUGGUACGCGGUAUUGUCGAAAACGGCACUACCAGCACCUUUCGACAUGCGCCGCCACGGUCGGAUACGGGCAUGACGAGCGCAGGCACCGAAGGCACCGUGGAGAAUUCACCCUACCUCGGCUCGCGCGGCAUGGACUUUGGCUCGACGCCCACAACGGCAGGCAACGGUGAAGAGAGCCCCGGCCGCCAGCUGCUGGUGCAUUCGCCUGGCGCCGCGAACCCUCCCAGGCGCAUCUCUGUACAGCAGCGCAACUUUACCGUCCCUGGCCUCGGUCCAACGCCCGACUUUUCAGAAGGACCCGCGCGCAGCCCCUACUCGCGCGAGGUCCUCCAAGGCCUCGACAUCAAGCCCGUCCGACACAGCCCGAACACGUCUUCUGAAUUUGGCCCGUCGUCGCUGGGCACGGGAAACCACCGUCAGGCCAGCCCGCAGCAUAGCCCAGCGCUGCAAUCCGCCCGCCUCGCGACCAACGGCCAGCUCAGCGCAGGCCCAACCUCCCAAGGCUCCCGCUACUACUCGCCCCACAAUCGCGUCAACAGCGCCGAGUCGAUCAACUCGACCUUUGCAAACACGGGUUCAGGCCCGCCCUCGGGCAGGUCGUUUGACGGCCGCUCGGAAAGUCGCAAUGAGAACCGCAAGAAUGGAUGGGAAGGCACGCGAUCCAACACAAUGCUGGACAACAUGCCCACCAGCGCCAAGGAGCACGACAAGGGGUUUUUCAAGAAAAUCAUGGGCGGGAGGAAGAAGGAAAACCAUCCGUCGGGGGAUGAUACUAGUCUAGAUUCGCCGACCAGCCCGGCAAGCCAUCGCACUCACCCCAACGGGUCCCUGUUUGGAAAGUCCACCAUGAACUCGAGUGAAACAUCGCUGAACGAGCGCCCGCCAUCCCGACGCUCUGCCCAGACCGACUCGGACAACCGCGCCGCCGGCCGCGGCCACGGCCACGGCAAGCACGAUCGAAGAUAUGCCUUUGUCACGCCCGAUGGCUGGAACUAUCGCCUAGUCGACAUCACAAACGUGGAUUCGGCGGCUUCAUUACGGACCCUAUGCUGUGAGGAACUAAUCCAAGGGCUAAGUCAGAUGCCCGGCGUCGAGCUGCACCUUACCGUUCCCGGCCAGUAUGAACACGAUCGUCCCCUCUCCGACUCGAAGCUGCUGAAGGCUCGGUCGCAAUACGGGAACAAGGUCGGUGAGUUGAAGAUCUUUGUGAAAAUACCCCAAGAAGGCGCGGCUUCGUCUUCUUCUGGGCUGGGUGUCUCGCUGUCCCAACCAUCGGCCAAGGCGGCGGCGGCGGCCGCCGUCGACGACGAUGCCUCCCAGCUCGACUCGCCUGGUGCGAAAUCGGGAGAAUCCACUCUGGUCCCAGACAAGAGCGCAGCUCUUCGCAAAAUGGCAGAGAAGAACGAGCUUCUGCCUAGUGACGCGGCCGACCGGUCGCAUAGCGGUAAUAGCAGUAGCAGCAAUGGCAGGCCACCAGAGUCGCCCUGGGAGCCGCGCGAUGACUUGGCCGAGGAAGAGCGUCGGAAGCUGCUUGAAGCAGCCGCAGAAGAGCAUCGACGCGAAACGAAGCGGAAGCAGGAGGAAUAUCUCAAGUCGCGUUUCCCCAGGUCCAAUGGCCACAGUCCUGAUCUGACUCCCGCUGCAAGUGACAGCCUUGGUUAUCGAAGCCAACGGGUUAUUGACUUUGAUGAACCGCGCGCGUCGCCUUACGAGGACCUCAAGAAGCCCUUUGACGAUCAACAGCGCAAGCCCAAGCAGCUCGUUCCCUUGAGAGAGCCGCCGCCCGUGCCAGCAGACACGAGCACGCUUUUGAAGGCUAACUCAUUAUCAAGGAGCAAAAACAGGGGCUCGUGGCCAGAGAGCGACGACGGCCAAUCAAAGCACCUUACGGUAGAUUCACAGGGUGAGAAACGAAAAGCGAUACCCCAGGGCGCAGGCGGGCUGGGUGGCAUCGCGGCCGCGAUCAUUGGAGCAGGCAAUCUAGGCGCGGGCAUUGGGGCGGCCAACAGAGCACCCAACAAAGGUCCAGUACCUCCACCAAAAGAUGACGCUUCACCAGAGGCUCUCCGACCCUCACAGCAGAUACUGCAGGAAAAUGGCUUCGGGGCCAGGCCCGGUUCUGGCAGGAACAGUCCAGGUGGGUCCCCCCGCAGCCCUGGCGAAUUUACCAUGAGCAAAGGCAAUAUACCGUUCAGAAUACCUGACUAUGAAGAAGCUUUCGGCGAUGACGCCUCCUCGUUUGACCGGACAGACCUUGCCCUUUCGAUGCCAAACUCGGCAGUCUCCAAGCCCAGGGACGAGCGCUCUCGGUCGCCAGGCCGCAGCCCUCACACGGCCGCAGCCCCGGACUAUUCCCUUACUAGAGAGCCAUCACGCGUGUCCAUCUAUGGCCCGACGCAUGAUUUCGAAGAGGCCAGAGUCUCUUUUAUUACAAAGUCCCCCAACCUGGAUCCAAUGGAUGCAGAUGAUGAUGAUUCUGAUGACGGCCUGUUCCAAGCACCGCUCGCCGGACGAGCCGGUCCCCCUCCUCCUGCAAAAGACACUCCCGUUUCCCGAAUGGCUUCGCGUAGUCGAAGGCCCAAUCUCACACUCAAGACUCAAAGAUCAAAGAAUUCGCUAGCCCAGGUCAUGGAAAAGUCUGCCGACCAGAGCGCGACUGGCGACCAUGAGUCGCAGCAAAGCGACUGGCACCCUGAAUCAGCUGCAUCCACAACCUGGACCGACUCUCCAGACGACACCAACAAAUUCUCACGCCGUGAAUCGUUUGCCAGUGAUGUCUGGGCAAACCGUCCCCCAGCCGAGGCCCUUGUAGACCACCUUGACGAGCUCUUUCCCAACGUUAAUCUUGACCAGCCCAUGCUUGAGGAGGAGGAGACAGAUGCAAUUGUUGAGUCAAUCCCUGAAAACAAGCCUCUUCCAGCAGAACCUAUCAAUGCGAAUGGAACUCUGCACCGCGGUGGUACUGGCCUACAGUCGAUUGCCCAACGUAACAUGCGCAAGUCGGGCGUGGGCUUGGGGCGCACAAAAUCCAUUCGUGAAGUCGUCAAGUCGCAAUAUCAGCCACUGGAAAACAGGCCUCUGCCAGCAGGACCAUCACGCGUGGCUACCCUGCGCAAUGGUGGUGAUAUUAUAAGGAGAAAGUCUACAAAGAUGUUCAACGCCAGGACUGAGCAAGUCCGCCCACAGCGUGGCUCACGACUCGUCAUGGAAACAAUACCCCAGGACCAUCUACCCAGCAUGCCGUCUCGCCAGCCAACGUUCAAAUGGAUGAAGGGUCAGCUCAUUGGCAAGGGCACGUUUGGCCGUGUCUACCUGGGUAUGAACAUUACGACUGGUGAGCUGAUUGCUGUCAAGCAAGUCGAAGUCAAUGCCAAGGCCGCCGGGUCCGACAAGGACAAGAUCAAGGAACUGGUCAAGAGUCUGGAUCAGGAAAUCGAUACCAUGCAGCAUCUCGACCACCCCAACAUUGUGCAGUACCUUGGUUGCGAGCGCAAGGAAUAUAGUAUUUCCAUCUUUUUGGAGUACAUUUCUGGUGGCUCGGUAGGCUCAUGUAUUCGCAAGCACGGCAAGUUUGAAGAGAGCGUCGUCUCUUCUCUUACGCGACAGACGCUGCUCGGUCUCUCGUACCUCCACCGCGAAGGCAUUCUGCACCGCGACCUCAAAGCCGACAACAUCCUGCUCGAUCUCGACGGAACAUGCAAAAUCUCCGACUUUGGCAUUUCCAAAAAGACUGACAACAUCUACGGCAAUGACGUGACAAACAGCAUGCAAGGAUCGGUCUUUUGGAUGGCGCCCGAGGUGAUCCGGUCGCAGGGCCAAGGCUACUCUGCCAAAGUAGACAUUUGGUCACUCGGAUGCGUGGUGCUUGAAAUGUUUGCGGGCAAGCGGCCGUGGUCCAAGGAAGAAGCCAUUGGCGCCAUCUACAAGCUGGGCAGCCUCAACCAGGCGCCUCCGAUUCCCGAGGACGUGAGCCGAGUGAUUGGCGUCGAGGGCCUGAGCUUCAUGUACGACUGCUUUACGAUUGAUCCCAUGGAGCGGCCGACGGCAGAGACGCUGCUGCGGGCGCCGUUUUGCUUUUCCGACCCCAACUACAAUUUCCUGGAUACCGAGUUGUAUGCCAAGAUCCGGGGGGCCUUUCAGUAG